AUGAACUACUGCUUCCCGGCUUCUCUUUGCGCCGGCUGUCAACUGAAGAUCAAGGAUCAGUUCUAUUUGCUCGUUGCCGAUCUGACUUGGCACAUCCAGUGUCUACGAUGUUGCGUGUGCCGUGUAAGCCUCGAGACGGAGUUGACGUGCUUCACUCGAGAGGGCCUCAUCUUUUGCAAGGAGGAUUAUUACAAGCAAUUCUCGAAGCGUUGUACGCGUUGUAAUCGCAUCCUAUCGCCGAAGGACCUGGUAAUGCGAGCCAAAGAGCACAUCUUCCACGUACAUUGCUUCAGCUGCAUCGACUGCGCCGUGCCGCUGAUGCCCGGUGAGCUGUUUGGCUUGGGCCAGAAUGGCAUCCUGUACUGCAAGGAACAUUGCAGUUCUGUGCUCGACUUGUCCGGCUUUCGGACGACGGCUGCCGCUGGUGGGAACGGAAAUGGCAGUAUUGGCAGCGGAAGCGGUGCAACUUCUUGCAUUGAGCGACCUCAAUGCGAUUUCACUCUUUUCCACCCUGUCAGUGACGUUCGCAAAACGAAAAUGAUGCGUCGCAAGACAACGGCUAAAUUUUCGAACCUCUGUUCAGGUAACUUGUUUCCUUAGCU
Soboliphyme baturini is the source of this 602-nucleotide messenger RNA. The record is from the annotation of a GenBank genome assembly. NCBI's taxonomy places the organism in Eukaryota, Metazoa, Nematoda, Enoplea, Dioctophymatida, Soboliphymatidae.